GAAAAAAAGAAACUGAAAGACGAAGAAGACUUGAAAAGAGAUUCUAAGAUAGGAGGAUAAAAGGCUAAUGUCAUUUAUAUUCAUCGGGGGAAGCGAUCUACAGGGAGAGUUUCGACUUUAGAUGGCGAUAUUGUACGCAUUGGUCGCGCGUGGAUCGGUGGUGCUGGCGGAGUUCACGGCGGCUUCCACUAACGCCAGCACUGUUGCCAGGCAAAUUCUAGACAAUAUACCGGGAGACAGUGACAUUAACGUUUCGUAUUCACAAGAUCGAUACAUCUUCCACGUGAAACGCACAGAUGGACUCACCGUUCUUUGUAUGGCUGAUGAGAGUGCCGGAAGGCGAAUUCCUUUUUCAUUUCUUGAAGACGUUCAUCAGAGAUUUGUUAAAACUUACAUCCGAUAGGUAUUUUUGGCCCGGCCGUAUGGCAUGAAUGAUGAAUUUUCGAGGGUUUUGAGCCAGCAACUGGAAUAUUACUCCAGCGAUCCCAAUGCUGAUAGGAUAAAUCGUUUGAAAGGUGAAAUGAGUCAGGUAUGUUUUGAAUGCUUGGUAAUUGGAAUCAAGUUAGAAGUAAUAGUAUUCUAUUUCUUCUAGGUUCCCAUUGGCCGGCUCCUUUCCUAUCCAACCUUCUAAUCAUUUAUGAUUUGGGUUUGAAUGCAAGCACGAGCUUCUACCUUCUC
Molecule: messenger RNA, 678 nt
Organism: Hibiscus syriacus
Lineage: Eukaryota; Viridiplantae; Streptophyta; Magnoliopsida; Malvales; Malvaceae
Product: vesicle-associated membrane protein 711-like
Exons: 2
Coding region: 122-403 (93 amino acids)
Source: RefSeq, a predicted model, not a curated record